AUGGAGGAGAUCAACUGUAGAAUUCUAGUUCUCCAGGAUCCUGACUGGCAGAACUGCAACAAAGUUGCCAGUUUAUAUGUAGCCCAGCAGGGCUACAGUGCUUACACCGCCCAGCCAACUCAAGGAUAUGCACAGGCGUAUGGGCAACAAAGCUAUGGAACCUAUGGACAGCCUACUGAUGUCAGCUAUACCCAGGCUCAGAGCACUGCCACCUACGGGCAGACUGCAUAUGUGACUUCUUAUGGACAGCCUCCCACUGGUUAUACCACUCCAACUGCCCCCCAGGCAUACAGCCAGCCUGUCCAAGGAUAUGGCACUGGUGCUUAUGACACGACCGCUGCUACAGUCACCACAACCCAGGCCUCUUGUGCAGCUCAGUCUGCAUAUGGCACCCAGCCUGCCUACCCAGCCUAUGGCCAGCAGCCAGCAGCCACUGCACCUACAAGACCACAGGAUGGUAACAAGCCCGUUGAGACUAGUCAACCUCAAUCUAGCACAGGGGGUUAUAACCAGCCCAGCCUAGGAUAUGGACAGAGUAACUACAGUUAUCCCCAGGUACCUGGGAGCUACCCCAUGCAGCCAGUCACCGCACCUCCAUCCUAUCCUCCUACCAGCUACUCCUCUUCACAGCCAACAAGUUACGAUCAGAGCAGUUACUCUCAGCAAAACACCUAUGGGCAACCGAGCAGCUAUGGACAGCAGAGUAGCUAUGGUCAACAAAGCAGCUAUGGGCAGCAGCCUCCCACUAGUUACCCCCCUCAGACUGGAUCCUACAGCCAGGCUCCAAGUCAAUAUAGCCAACAGAGCAGCAGCUACGGGCAGCAGAGUUCAUUCCGACAGGACCACCCCAGUAGCAUGGGUGUUUAUGGGCAGGAGUCUGGAGGAUUUUCCGGACCAGAAGAGAACCGGAGCAUGAGUGGCCCUGAUAACCGGGGCAGGGGAAGAGGGGGAUUUGAUCGUGGAGGCAUGAGCAGAGGUGGGCGGGGAGGAGGACGCGGUGGAAUGGGCAGCGCUGGAGAGCGAGGUGGCUUCAAUAAGCCUGGUGGACCCAUGGAUGAAGGACCAGAUCUUGAUCUAGACCUUCGUGCUGUGGCCCCAAGUAAACUGCUUGUGCCCUGUAAAUAA
Molecule: messenger RNA, 1125 nt
Organism: Arvicola amphibius (Eurasian water vole)
Lineage: Eukaryota; Metazoa; Chordata; Mammalia; Rodentia; Cricetidae
Product: RNA-binding protein EWS-like
Exons: 3
Coding region: 1-1125 (374 amino acids)
Source: RefSeq, a predicted model, not a curated record